Blastomyces gilchristii SLH14081 is the source of this 1655-nucleotide messenger RNA. RefSeq lists its product as uncharacterized. The coding region runs from base 267 to 1208 and encodes 313 amino acids. The record is from RefSeq and is a predicted model, not a curated record. NCBI's taxonomy places the organism in Eukaryota, Fungi, Ascomycota, Eurotiomycetes, Onygenales, Ajellomycetaceae. The transcript is spliced from 2 exons.
GCUCCCCGCAUUCUUCCAUCGGCUCGGUAUCAAUCCCAUCACCACCUCAAUUAACUAUCCGAUUUCUUCAACCUGCUGUGGAAAAAGGAGAAGAAAUAGAACAAAGAGAGAAAAAAUAAGAGAAGGCAUAUAAUAAUAAUAAUAAUAAUAAUAAUACUAAUACUUGCAAUCCCCCCUAUCCCGAUCCCCCGCUCCCGCACGCCUCCUCCGCACCCUAUACCGACAGCGACAGCGACAGCGACACAGACACAGACACAGACACCGCAAUGUCCACCACAACACCUCCCAACCAGGAUCCUCCUCCUACCCCUGCUGCUGCUGCUGCUCUACCCUCCUCCUCCUCCUCCUCCUCCGGGCCCGCUAUAACAACAACAUCACCUCCACUACCAUCUCCCGAACAAAACAUCCCCACCACAACGGCCCCCCCGCCCUCCUCUACAACCACAACCAAAACCACAUCAGCGUCCCCAUCCCCCUAUCAAGCCUUCCACACAUACCCGUUCGCCACAGACGCGGAGUUCAAACUAGGUCUCGGCGUGAUUCUGGGAAAACCGGCGGGGACGCCCGCGACGGAGGAUGAGGUGACGGGGACUCGUACGGGUGAUGGCGAUGGCGAUGGCGGGGAUGGGGAUGGGGAUGAGUACGCAGCGCUCGGCGGCGAGUUACUGCUGAAGGCGAAGAUGUUUUAUUUUGCGAAGAAAUUCCCCUCAACAACCACAACCCCCCUAACACCAAAGGGCUACAUAACCUACCUCCAACAACUAAAAAACAACCCCAACCCGAACCCCCCAUCCUCCUCCUCACUCCCCCCUCAAUCUCUCCCUCCAUCUUCCGCUCCUCCCCCACCCCCUUCUUCAACCACAACCACAACAGCCACCCCCCCGCAGCCCCACAGGGAACCAACCUACCCAACCCCCUUCGCCCACAUCGUAAACCUAAUCACAACCAACCAGCCAAUCCCCGGCAUCCAGGAGAUCCCAGACACGGUUCUGACGGGUAAAGAUAAACCGAGCGUUGCUGAGCGGCGGCGGAAGCCGUGGGAGGUUGCUACCGCUGCUAAUGCCUCCGAUGCCCCCGAUGAUGGUGCUGAUGGUGGAAGUACUAGUAUUGAGGGUGGUGGGGAUGGUGCGGGAGUGGGUAAGGAGAAGGAGAAGGAGAAGGAGGAUAAAGGUGGCGAGGUGGAAGAGCAGCAGCAGCAGCUUCAAUGAUGAUUGACAAUUGUGGGGGUGGAGAGGGAGAUUCCGCUGUUAUGGCGGUUCAGUAGAUGGUAAAAGCUAUGAAGAGGCGAAAGCUGGGUAGGAAUUAAUAAACAAGACAUUGAACCCACUUACAUACAAACACCCUCAGAUACAAACACACUCAUAUAUAUAUAGAUAUACAUAACUACACCACGUAUUAUAUUAGAUACCACAGUCAUUUUAUUAUCAUGUUGUCCCCGCAAUUAUGUUAUUAAACGAUAACUAUUCUUGUCCGAAUCGUGGUUAAAAUACACUGUUAAUCCCGUGAUUAAAAAGAAUAGGGGUUUUUUUUUUUUUUAUAUGCCAACGGCCAGCCCUUCGUUAGACAAGCUUUGCGGUUGCCUCCAGUCUCAAAAUUGCAAAUGUCCAUCCAGCCCGAGAAUCAAAACAUAUUGGCGGCAAUUAAUAGCACAAAGA